AAAUACGUAAGAAUUUUUUUUAUUUACUUUUUUUUUAAGGCGAAGAAAAAAGGAGAAGAAUAAUGAAAAUAAAGUGUGAUAAUAAAUGUAUUAUUUGUUAACACCUAACACAUGCCGUGAAAGAUGACGAUGGAGAAAAAGCGCAAAGUUGGGGAGAACAUGGGAAGAAAUUCACCAGGGAAAAAUCGACGGGAUGUGAUAUCACUUGUCUAUGCUUAUAUUAUAUAUUUAAUAAUGCUGAUAAUGCUGAUAGUGAUGGUCAUUGCAAAAUGGGAGUCCCGACAGAUGGACAAAAAUGUGGAUUUAGAUGAAGGGGAAGAGUGUAGUAAAGUAGUGAGGAAAAUGCGUUUUGAUUGUCAUCCCGAAAAUGGUGCAUCUGAAUUGUCUUGUAUAGCCCGAAGAUGCUGUUGGGAUCCACCAAUUGCCCAACAUAAUGAAGCAUACGAGGAAAUACAAGUGCCUUAUUGCUUUUAUCCCCAAAAUUGGCAUCUCUAUCAAUACGAAAGAAUGAAUGAAACCAGUGGAGAAUUUGAAGGUGAGCUCAAAAAUAUAGCAUCAUCCUUCUACAAAAAGGAUAUACAAGUUGUUGGCAUGAGAGCAACUAAAAUUGACAGAAAUAUUUUGCGGGUGAGACUGGAAAAUCGUGAUAAUCCAAGGUAUGAACCAAUAUGGCCAAUUAUAAAUACUUAUCGGAAAAAGUCAUCAAAUAAUGAUUCAGAUUAUGAAUUUCAUGUGAAUAAAAUGAAGCCAGGUUUCCAAGUUAGGAGAAAAUGGAAAAAAAAUUUGAUAUUCGACUCUCUUUCUGCUGGUGGUUUUAUAUUUUCUGAUCAGUUCCUUCAGAUUAGUACUUUGCUACCAUCGCACAAUAUCUAUGGUCUUGGAGAGCAUCGAAAUUCUUUGAAGCUCGAUACCAAUUGGCAAAUAUUUACAUUAUUCAAUAAAGAUCAACCCCCUACUGAGCAUGCCAACUUGUAUGGAUCUCAUCCCUUCUAUAUGAUUGUCGAGGAAUCCGGAGCUUGUCAUGGGGUACUCUUUCUCAACAGCAAUGCUAUGGAUAUUAUUCUCCAGCCAACACCUGGUUUAACAUUCAGAAGUAUUGGAGGUAUUUUUGAUAUAUUUUUUUUUCUUGGGCCAACUCCCCAUGAUGUAUUACGUCAGUAUUCAAGUAUCAUUGGGAAACCGUUUAUGCCACCAUAUUGGUCCCUGGGAUUUCACCUUUGCAGACUUGGAUAUGGAUCUUUGGAAAAAACUCGUCAAGUAUGGAAUAGAACUAGAGCAGCCGACAUUCCAUUUGAUACACAAUGGAAUGAUCUCGAUUAUAUGAAAAAUAGCAAUGAUUUCACGUAUGAUGAUGAUAAAUUCAAAGGCCUACCGGAAUUUGUCCAAGAGAUUCAUGGGGUAGGGAUGCAUUAUAUUCCUCUUAUCGAUGCUGGAAUCUCAGCGUCAGAAGGUAAUAAUACCUACCCUCCCUACGAUGAAGGAGUGCAUCAAGACAUAUUUAUUAAAGAUUUUUAUACGAAUGCUCCAUUUAUUGGCAAAGUUUGGAAUCGUGUCUCCACUGUAUGGCCCGACUUCACUCAUCCAAACAUUUCUCAAUAUUGGUAUAUUAUGAUGAAUAAUAUGCAUGGGCAAUUCGAGUACGAUGGAGUCUGGAUUGAUAUGAAUGAACCGUCAAAUUUUUAUAAUGGUCACAUCAAUGGCUGUAUUCAAAAUACCUUUGACAACCCACCAUACCAACCCAAUGUAGUUGGCAAUUUAUUGGCUACUAAAACAUUGUGCAUGAAUGCUAAACAUUUUGGAGGAUUGCAUUACAAUGUCCAUAAUACCUAUUGUAUGGGAGAGGCUGUAGCAAACUAUAGGGCAAUUAUUAAAAUAAGGCGGAGACGUCCAUUCAUUGUGUCUCGUGCUACUUGGAUUGGUCAAGGUCAUUAUUCGGCACAUUGGACCGGAGAUGUGUAUUCAAGCUGGCAUGAUCUUCGAAUGAGUAUACCAGAGAUUUUGCAAUUCAGUCUUUUUCAAAUCCCGAUGGUUGGAGCUGAUAUAUGUGGAUUUGAUGGAAAUACCACAGUGGAAUUAUGCAAUCGUUGGAUGCAAGUUGGUGCUUUUUAUCCAUUCUCUCGUAAUCACAAUUCAGAUGAUACAAUUGAACAAGAUCCAGUUGCAUUGGGUGAUUUAGUUAUUGAAUCAUCGAAAAAAGCAUUGAUGAUAAAGUAUAGAUUAUUACCAUACCUCUAUACAUUAUUCUUCAUGGCUCAUUCAUCCGGUUCGCCAGUUCUAAAUCCCUUAUUUUUUUUAUAUUGGGAGGACAAAAAUACGUUGGAUAUCGAUAGGCAAUUUCUAUGGGGCAAGGGUUUAAUGAUUGUGCCAGUUCUCGAACAAGGAAAAACCGAAGUAAAAGCUUAUUUACCGAAAGGAAUUUGGUACAACUAUUAUAAUAACACGGGAAUUAUCUCAACCGGACAAUGGUUUGUAUUGGAAGCUCCAUUAGACACUAUUCCACUAUUUAUUCGUGAUGGAAUUAUCAUACCAGCUCAAGCUCCAAGUCAAACAACCGCCCAAAGUCGAAAAAACAAAUUUGAAUUAAUUAUUACAAUUUCGCAUCCGUCAAACGAAAAUCCAUCAGGAUCACUGUUUUGGGAUGAUGGCGAUAGCAUAGAUUCUAUAAAUACUCAUAAUUAUCUUUAUGAAAAUUUUGAGGUAAUUGAUGGUAACAAGUUAAUAAACACAUGGCCAAAUUAUAAUCCAAAUAUUCAAGAGGCUGUGAUUCUAGGGCAAAUUGAAGUUUUGGGAUUGGCGCGGAGUGUUAAAAAUGUUACUGUCGAUGGACAGGAAAUUGAUACAUUUACGUACAAUGAAUCUACGAAAUAUCUUCUUAUCACAAAUUUGCACAUUGAUUUGAGUAGAAAAUUUCAAGUCAUGUGGUAGAUUCAUUUUUUAAUUAACAAUACAUGCACAACACCUUGUUCAAUUAUUAAAAUUGUGUAUUUUUUUUUUUUUUUUUUGCAAAUUACACUCCAUUACACAGUACAUUUAUAGUAAAGUCUCAAUAUUUAUGGCACCAAAAAAGCAAUGAUAAUGAAUAAAUAUAGUUUAACUAUCUUUUUUUUUUUCUACUACUAGUUACUCUAUAUUAAAUUUCAAUUUAAUCAGGGACUUUGUGAUUAUUAUCUUUGGCGUGAAAACUUGAAACACAACGCAAAAACGUUCGUCACAGUCAAGUCAAAUAUUGCUCUAGAUGACCUCGAUCUUUAUUCAAUAUACAAACAUGACCUCCUUUUCUCCUCGUAUCGAUUCUGAACAUAGGAAUUAUUAUUUGCAUUCUUUUCCAUAGAUGUAUAUAUAUUUGCUUUUUCUUUCAUCUGUUUCUCCGCUUCAAAUAUCUAAAGGAUUUUCCGAUAUAAUUAAACCAUUUGACAAUAAAUUUAAACGAUAUGAAAGAACAAACAAUUAGAUAAUGAUGUCAAUUAUUUUUAUAGUACAUAAUAAUAAUGUUGAUUAUUGAUACGCAAAUCAUUAUUAUUGUCUUCCCACAUUUGCUUUUUAUUGCUAUCUAAUUAUCGCAGUGAUUUUGCCUGAAAUUUUAACUGCUUAUAUUGAGUAGACCAUUAUGUAAUUGUCAUGCAAUAAAUUUUCAUCAAUCGAAUAUGAUUAAUAAUUGGCUCUAGCUAAAUGACAUAUUAUAACAAUAGUCGUAAAACAAAUAAUGUUUUAUUAUGGAACCAAACCCCACGGACUUUAACAUUUUUUAUUCUACUUAUUUGCUUAGUCACUCUUUUUUUUUUUUUCAUUUAUGACAGACAAAAUGGCAAGCAAUCAGUCUACUAAAUAGGGCUAUGGCAAUAAUGAAAAUUUUCUCUGCUAUGAGCAUAUAAUUAUAGAGUAAACAAUUCAUCAAUUUAAAUGGUAACAAUAACAAUAGAUUAAAUAUUAU
Molecule: messenger RNA, 3931 nt
Organism: Fopius arisanus
Lineage: Eukaryota; Metazoa; Arthropoda; Insecta; Hymenoptera; Braconidae
Product: lysosomal alpha-glucosidase
Exons: 11
Coding region: 124-2925 (933 amino acids)
Biological process (GO): carbohydrate metabolic process
Molecular function (GO): carbohydrate binding; alpha-1,4-glucosidase activity
Source: RefSeq, a predicted model, not a curated record